Quercus robur (English oak) is the source of this 2192-nucleotide messenger RNA. RefSeq lists its product as uncharacterized. The record is from RefSeq and is a predicted model, not a curated record. The transcript is spliced from 2 exons. Bases 1233 to 2057 code for a protein of 274 amino acids. NCBI's taxonomy places the organism in Eukaryota, Viridiplantae, Streptophyta, Magnoliopsida, Fagales, Fagaceae.
AAGUGGGAGAGAGCUCUUGGGCUGGUGAAGGAGCUUUAGCCCAGGUCCCGUUGGAAGCAGAUUUAGAGUUAGGGGUGUCGGGCCGGUGCACGUCGUCCUCCGUCGAGCCCUUGCUAGCAUCUGGUGAGGCCGAUGGCUUCACCGGUACCAGUUCCGGCGAGCCCACGCCGAUACAGGGAAAGGAUGACGGUCCUUUCUGCGCCGGCACAUGCUCCGACGAGCUCGCGGUGGCUCAGGUAAAGGCCGAUGGCCCUAUCUCCGCCGGAAUCAGCCCUGUCCUGCCUUCGUUUUUAAUGAGCAAGGCCGACGACCCCUUCCUUGUCGGAACUAGCUCCGAUGAGUCCACGUCGACACUGGGUAAGUCAGAUAACUUGCUUCCGUGGUCAUCGGUUGAAGGUUUUUUAUCUGUUUUUCUUCUGAGCUUAUCGCGGGCUGGUCUUUUGGUUUUGGGUGACUAUGAGGGGGAUGAAGGUGGCUUGGACAAUAGAGCCGUCUCGCCGAAAGCGGCCCUUGAAUUUGAGCAACCCAGAUCAGCGGAGUUACCCACGAUGGCAUUGAGUGUUGUCCCUGGGGUGUGUUCUUUGGUGGAGGAAGGUGUGAAUUUUUCUGAUAUGGGUUUGGGUGGUGAAGAUAGUUCACCUAUUCCUCUGUUGGCUAUCACUCCCGGUGGGUUACCUCUGUCAGAUGAGCUGAACCGUGAUAAUCAGGCAAUGGAGUGUGUGGAUACUCAGGAUACUUCUAGAUGGGUGAAGAAUAGGCUCCCUGGUUUUAGUAAACUGGUGGGGCUGCCUUUGUGCCAUCAUGAAAAAUUAUGCAUUGCUUUGUUACAGAAGAUUGAGAGGGAGACGGAGGCUGCCAAAGUGCUAAACAGGAAAGUUACAGAAUCUAGAAAAGUGGUUAUCUAUAAGGACAAGGGAAAGAGAGAGCUGAGGAACUUGCAGUCUUCGGUUAACUACGAUGGUAGGUAGUGGUUGGUUGCUGAGAUUCUUUUCAGCCGGGGACUUCAUGUCUUUAUGCAUUUAAAAAUUCUCUCUUGGAAUGUUAGGGGGCUGAAUGACAGUCGGAAACGUUUGAUAGUGAAGAAUUGUUUGCGUGAGUGGAAGUGUGAUGUUAUAUGCCUUCAAGAAACUAAACUUUCUGGUAUGGAUAGACAAAUGGUAGGUAAUUUGUGGAGCUGUCCUUAUGUGGAUUGAGUGGCCUUGGAUGCUGUCCAGACGGCCGGAGGGGUUGUGAUGAUGUGGGAUAGAAGGGUUUUAGAGAGGACGGAGGUUUUGGUGGGCUCUUUCUCUGUGUCUAUUCGGUGGCAAGGGGUGGGGGACGGUUUCAGUUGGGCGUGUUCGGGGGUUUAUGGCCCAAUAGAUAACAAUGCGAGGGGGUUAAUGUGGGACGAGUUGGUAGGUGUUCAGCAUUACUGGAAUGUCCCUUGGUGUUGCAUUGGGGGUUUCAAUAUUGUCCGCCUCCCUAGUGAACGGUUGGGUAAUUCUCGUCUUACUCCGGCUAUGGAACUUUUUUCGGAGUUCAUUGAGGAUCUUAAUUUGAUAGAUUUGCCUUUGGAGGGAGGGAGCUUUACUUGGUCUAGCGGGUCAGAGAGGCCUUCGAUGUCCAGGAUAGACAGAGUUUUGGUGUCUCAUGAUUGGGAGGAGCAAUAUCCGGAUGUGACCCAACGGAUUCUCCCUCGUCCUGUUUCUGACCAUUUUCCAAUUCUAGUGGAGGUAGGGGGAAUGGCGAGGGGGAAAAGUCCGUUUAGGUUUGAGAAUAUGUGGCUUAAGACGGAUGGGUUUACCGAUAGAGUUCAGUCUUGGUGGAGUCGGCAUUCUUUCUCUGGCACUCCUAGUUUUGUUUUUGCCAAAAAGUUGAAGGCUUUGAAAGAGGACAUCGUUCAGUGGAACCGAUUGGAGUUUGGUCAUGUUGGUUGCAAAAAGACUCAUUUAUUAGAGACUUUGAAAUUGUUAGAUGUCAAGGAAGGGGAAAUUGGCCUCUCAGAGGCAGAGAUUUGUGAGAGAGCUGUGAUGAGAUCGGAAGUGGAAAAUCUUCUCUCUAUGGAAGAAAUCUCUUAGAGACAGAAAUCAAGGAUGCUAUGGCUUAAGAAAGGAGAUAAUAAUACUAAAUUCUUCCAUAAGGUGGCUAAUUCCCGUAGAAGGUUUAAUCAUCUGAGUUUUGUGGAGGUGGACGGGGUGAUUUAUGAGGAGGAA